AUGAUUGGAUAUAAAAUGUCACAUCAAUCAAAGUAUUUUACUCAAUUGGUUAUUAGAAAUAUUUGUAAAGAUGUUACUGUCAAAGAUAUAGCUGAUCUUUUUAGAAAUUAUCAUUAUAAAAAAUUUUCUUUUGAAUAUGAUAAUAAUGGAAAAUUUACUGGAUGCCUAGUUCUUCAUUGUACAAAUCAUGUAUCUGAUCAAAUCAAACGGGACUUUGCUGGAUGUUGUAUAGAUGGAAAACUUUUAUCUUUCGAAACAAUAUAUUAUCCAAAUGACAUUGAUUCAGAGUUAAUUAAAGCUAAUAUUUUAAAAAUGCCAAAUAAAAUUGUGUCUAAUAUUUAUUUUAAAAUAAAAUAUGUAUUAACUCCACUUGUUUUUAAAUUUUUUUUUUAUAUUUAA
Strongyloides ratti is the source of this 399-nucleotide messenger RNA. Its product is annotated as Nucleotide-binding, alpha-beta plait domain-containing protein. The transcript is spliced from 6 exons. Bases 1 to 399 code for a protein of 132 amino acids. Lineage: Eukaryota; Metazoa; Nematoda; Chromadorea; Rhabditida; Strongyloididae. The record is from RefSeq and is a predicted model, not a curated record. Gene Ontology annotation, molecular function: nucleic acid binding.